UAAUACUAAAUUUUUUGUUGUCCUGCACAGUGAUCAAUGAAGGCUUUGGUCAGCAAUGGCUGUUGUGUCAUGGAAGGAGAUUUUACUUUUGAGUGGACUGGUGGUGGGGUGUUACUGGAACAGCUUGUCAUGCGGGUUUGUGUUUGAUGAUGUCUCAGCAAUCCUUGACAACAAGGAUCUGCGCCCAUCAACCCCAAUCCACAACCUUUUUCUCAAUGAUUUCUGGGGAACACCCAUGGCUGAGGAACGGAGUCAUAAAUCUUACAGACCCCUGACAGUACUCACCUUUCGACUGAACUACCUCUUCAGUGAACUCAGCGCAGCUUCCUACCACCUGCUCAAUGUCAUUUUACAUGCUGUUGUAUGUGUGCUUUUCCUGCGAGUGUGCCGAUUGUUCCUGGACAAGACUUCCAGCUUAGUGGCAGCAUUACUGUUUGCUGUGCAUCCCAUUCACACUGAAGCUGUCACUGGUGUGGUUGGCAGAGCUGAACUUCUUUCAUCAAUCUUUCUUCUGGCUGCUUUCCUGGCGUAUACAAAGUCAACUGGACCAGACCAUUCCAUUGUUUGGCCUCCCAUUGCUCUGACAGUAGUUUUAGUGGCAGCGGCAACACUGUGUAAGGAACAGGGAAUCACGGUUGUUGGUGUCUGCUGUGUCUACGAGAUCUUUGUUGCACAGGGGUUUACAUUGCCAAUGCUGGUGGACACGAUAUGGCAAGUUCUGCAGGGUAAAGAUGGGUUUCCCUAUGCUGUCCUGCAAACUCUUCUGAAGCUCAUUGUUCUAGUCAUCAGCACCCUGCUGCUCGUUAUUAUCAGGGUCCAAGUCAUUCAGUCGCAGCUUCCUGUCUUCACAAGGUAGGCAGUGUUACGGAUGGAAAACUCACCAGCAUUUUCAUAAAAUAAACUUUAGCCAGUUUUGUUAAUUAUUUAUUUAUUAAGCUAAGCCAAGUGAACAUAACAGGAAUAACAAGAACGGCAGACGGUUCUGCUCAAAGGUCAUUUUCAUGGGAAGGAAAAGCCCAGUUUCAGUCAUUUAGUGACCUGCUAAAAGGCACACAUUUCACAAUUUAAAAAUAUAUUUUCUCUAAGCAAAAUGAUGUGUUGAAGAAUUUUCAGUUUGUUUUAAUUGAUUUGUCAUUAAAUCUUUUGAGUUUGCCCUAUUUUGUUUUUCCUCUCCAGACAAAAGA
This is a messenger RNA of Haplochromis burtoni (Burton's mouthbrooder), 1184 nucleotides long. Its product is annotated as protein O-mannosyl-transferase TMTC3-like. Gene Ontology annotation, biological process: protein O-linked glycosylation via mannose. The transcript is spliced from 5 exons. The record is from RefSeq and is a predicted model, not a curated record. Gene Ontology annotation, molecular function: mannosyltransferase activity. The coding region runs from base 56 to 856 and encodes 266 amino acids. Gene Ontology annotation, cellular component: endoplasmic reticulum. Lineage: Eukaryota; Metazoa; Chordata; Actinopteri; Cichliformes; Cichlidae.